UUCCAUGUUGAAGUGAGUUGGAGGCAGUGAGAGAGGCAGGAAGACAGUGAGAGAGGCAGGAAGGCAGAUAGUGAGGCAGGAAGGCAGUGAGGGAAGGAGGCAGUUGGUUGAGGGUUAAGUUUCUUCACAACAGCAGGAGGUUUGAGGUUCAGUUGGAUGUUCUCCAGCUCCGAGUUUAGGUCGUCGUGUUUGAGUGUGUGUGUGUGUGUGUGUGUGUGUGUGAGUGAGUGAGUUAGUUAGUGAGAGAGAGAGAGAGUGUGAGUGUGUGUGAGUGUGUGUGUUGCGUGUACGCGCCAUGGCAGUGAAGGCUCUGCAGCAGUGGUGUAAGAUCCAGUGUGAAGGCUACAGAGAUGUUUGUAUUACCAACAUGACCACCUCGUUCAGGGACGGACUGGCGUUCUGUGCUCUGAUCCACAAACACAGACCCGACCUCAUAGACUUCGACUCCUUGUGUAAAGAAAAUGUGUACGAGAACAACCACCUGGCGUUUCGAGUGGCUGAGGAGGAGCUGAGCAUUCCGGCUCUGUUAGAUGCAGAGGACAUGGUGGCUCUGAAAGUUCCUGAUCGUCUCAGCAUCCUCACCUACGUCUCUCAGUAUUAUAACUACUUCCACGGCCGCUCUCCAAUCGGGGGUCUGGCAGGUGUCAAGAGACCAGCUGAAGAUCCUGUGGGUGAUGUGUCAGGGAAGAGGAACCAGGCAGUCACAGCUAAAACCUACACCACGCCUAAAAACCUCACGGAGACUAAGAGAGACAUUCCUGUGGAGCGACCGGAUAAAUCCAGCUCAAUAAACAGAAGCUGCAGUGUGUGUAAUAAACACGUCCACCUCGUCCAGAGACACCUCGUGGAUGGGAAGCUCUACCACAGGAACUGCUUCAAAUGCAGCGAGUGCUCCAAUAUCCUCCUCUCAGGAACGUACAAACCUGGGAAUCAAGCCAACACAUUUAUCUGCAAGUCCCACCAUAACACCCCGAAGGCUCCGCCCACUCAGGCCACACCUUUUGCACACUACAGCCAAACUACACCAACUAUCGCCAAUUUACCCCUAACCCCGAAAAAUGUUCCUCUCAGGAGUGUGGAAAAAGACUCCAACCAGCCCAAGAUCUCACUAUGGGGCAUGAGUAAGACUGGAGGUUCACCUGCCCCUACACCUGCAUUUACACCUGCAUCUACGCCUGUUUUUAAACCUACACCUACAUCUACACCUGUUUCUAAACCUACAUCUACACCUACACCUACAUCUACGCCUGUUUCUAAACCUACACCUACAGCUGCCCCUCGUUAUAAACCAACAGCAUCUAAUUCUGUGGUUACCACUGUGAAAAUUCUCUCUGAACCGAAAGUCCUCACAGAGACACCAAAAGCCCCGAGCAGCUCAGUCCUGAGGAACCUGGAGGCCAAACAGAGGUUCUUCGAGUCCAGCAGCAGCCCUUCGAGCCCCGGCGCGGUCAGUAAGGGCAGUAGUGUUACCCCAUCCAGUGAAAAGCCUCUAGCAGGAAGUUCAGGAGCUGCCCAAGGUACAAGUAAAGCGUUUCUUCGAGUGGACGACUGGAGAAAAGAAGAAAAGAAAGAAAAAGAGAACAGUAGUGAGAAGGAAAAGGCGAAGUCUGUCAUCAGUAUUUUUGUGGCCGGUGAGACGAGUAAGACCAGCAGUUCUUCUUCACCAUCUGCUGGACUGAGAACUAAUCCUACGAUUAAUGUUUCUCCUGCACCUGCUGCCCCGAAAGUGCUGAACACCAGACUGCGGCUGAAACCACCAGAGAUGGAUUUAGAUCUUAGUCCAAAUCCCAGUUCCACUAAACCCACCAGCUUGGUUUGUUUUGGAGAAAAAUCCACAGCGAGCAAACUGGAUACAGCACCUUCAGACUGGAGAUCUUUACUCAAACCUGUGGCCAAGAAUACAAAGUCCAGUAUUUCUCAAGACUCCACACCAACUAGCGACAUGAAAACAAGUAAUGCAGGCUCUCGGCCCUGGGAGUCGCAUGUCAAGAGCUCCUUAUCUCCUGCUCCUGCUUCUCCUUCUACAAGCAGCAGCAGCUCCACAAACUCCUCCUGGAGCAGUAUGCAGGACAACAGCGCCACCCCCAGACCAGGCCAUGGGGAAGCUCUUAAAGGCAAUAACACUGAAAGCAGCUCGUCACAGUCGUUUCCCUCAUCAGCAGCACAGACGCCGAAGCUGCAGAAGCCGGACUACAUCCCAGGAGAUGAGAUCCUGAAAGAGCUGAAGGAGAUUGAGAUGAAGCUGAACGAGUUGGAGCAUGAUGGAGUGGAGUUAGAGAAACAGCUGAGACAGUGUGAGGAGGAGGAGCAGGAGGAUGUUCUGACCAACGAUCUAAUGGUGGACUGGUUCAGUCUGAUCCGCAAGAAACAGGUCUACAUCAGACGCGAGUCCGAGCUCGUCUACAUUGGACGAUCUCAGGAACUGGAGGAAGAGCAGCCAAAUGUUGAAGCAGAACUUCGCAAACUGAUGGAAACACCUGAAAGCCUGAAGACUUCCCGAGAAAAAAAACGAGAAGAGGAACUGAUGGCCAAACUGGUAGAAAUAGUCAACGACAGGAACGCCAUUGUGGAUGGACUCGAUGAGGACAGACUGAGAGAGGAAGAGGAGGAUGAGCAGUUAAAUAAGAUGAUGCAGGAUUUGGACAUAAAGAAAGAAAAGAAGAAAAGGUCGCCCAUGUCCAGAUUGUUCUGGAGGAAGAGUAAGCACGAAGCCUCUGAGAAUAUUUGAUGUCGCUGUGAAGGAUUUGGAAUUUACAGAUGUUUGAGAUUUUCUUCUCCAGCGAAUUGAUUCAUGUGUGUUUUAUAGCUGUUAAGGUGAAUAUGAGCUCCUGUCUUUAACACACUUUUAGAGAUUCUAUAUUAUUUCAGGAAGGGAUUUAGGUGGAAUAACUACUGUCUUCUACUAAACCAAGCAAAAGAUCAGACCAGAAAUGACCAGAGAUGUUUCUGUAGUGAAAAUGAAGAAAAAAAAGCACAACGUUCUCUUCCACUGAGUGUUAAAGGCUUUUUACAGAGACCAGAUCCUUAUUACAGCCUGAGAACGGCAGGGGGCAGUCAGGAUCUUACACUACACAGGAGCGGCUCUGAGUGCUGUAUACACACACACACACACACACACACACACACACACACACACACACACACACACACGGUGUAAAUUGGUUUGAAGCUAAUUUUUAUUGUAAAUAUGUGGAAUGUAAAUAGAAUUUGUGUGUCCGUUUUUCCCCAUUAAAUUAUUCAUAUAAAAAUGUAUUAAAGAUGAAUUUUAGAUGAGAUUACGGGAUACUAGUGAUAAAAAUUUGUGCCAUUUGUUUUAAAAAGAAAGUUGUAACUAAAUGUAAAAUAAUGUGUACGAGGAUCAAUAAAGUUUUUCAGAAAAUA
Messenger RNA from Silurus meridionalis, 3381 nucleotides. RefSeq names its product mical-like 2b (gene micall2b). The record is from RefSeq and is a predicted model, not a curated record. Lineage: Eukaryota; Metazoa; Chordata; Actinopteri; Siluriformes; Siluridae. Gene Ontology annotation, molecular function: protein binding. Bases 296 to 2728 code for a protein of 810 amino acids. The transcript is spliced from 18 exons.